Messenger RNA from Oppiella nova, 1834 nucleotides. The record is from the annotation of a GenBank genome assembly. Lineage: Eukaryota; Metazoa; Arthropoda; Arachnida; Sarcoptiformes; Oppiidae.
GUCCCCUAACAGUCAGUCCCCUUACAGUGCCUUAGAGUGCAGUCGCUUCUCACCUACUGUUUCAGGCAUUCACUUGUAUUUGAGUGCAAAAAAGUUUUUCGUGCGACAAAUGGUUUGAAAGUUAAGUUAUGCUAACAUUGUGUUGAAGUUUGGCAUAUAUUUCGUGCGAUAGUUUGGCGGCGAUUGCCGUUAAUGUGGUGAAGAAAUGCUGAAACAUGUCUCGAGUCGGACUCUAAACUCGCUAAACGUGGACACAAUUAGCAUCAAUAGCUCAGUGCUAUGCGGCUCAUCCAAUGGUAGUGCCAAUGGAUGCGAUGAGCAGACCUCCAGGUCGUCGAGGUCUUCGAGCUCCACAUCCAUUCACGACUUAGGCCUCCAGAGGUCUCUCACAUCUCCUCCUUAUCUGUACUCGCAGUCAGUCUUCAACUCUAAGACACACAACAGUAUUGAGCGGAGAGUCAGAUGUCCUCAAGAGUUGUAUCAAAAUGCAUGCCCUGUCCUGUGCUGUACUUCUGAGUCCCAGUCAGUAUCCAAAGACCCCCUCUUCCCAUCUGCUGAUCGGACCCCUCAUCCCAUUUCCUGUCAGUUCUCUCCAUUCACUGUUAUAAUAAGCGACAAACUGUAUGGGCCUUAUGUGGUGAGCGCCUGUAGCUCUCUCUUAGGCAGGGUGGUAAUUAAGAUACACUCACGAGUCCUGUCGUCGGACGUCGAGUAUAAGACACUGUCGAUCACCAGUCAGACGUCCAGCAAAGAAGUGGUCCGAUUGCUACUCAAUAAGUUUAAACUCAAACAAAGGGAUCCCAAUCUGUUUUACCUGACGCUAGAAGUAUGGAUCAGACAAACAGGCAUUCCCAUCCGGAGUGUUAUGGUGUUGGAUGACGACACAUGUCCGGCGCUACUCCAGUCGUGUUACCCCCAGAAAGACUUAAAGUUUUCACUUAUGAUGCGAUGCGGAGGUCUCAUUAAGAUCUACGACAGCUGUCUUAUGUCAGGGUCUCUGUAUAAGAGCCUUCUUCUAUCGGACCGCACGACUGUCGAGGAAUUGAUCCAACUUUUACUCAACUGCUAUAACCUCAAUGAGAAGCCCUCGAAGUUUGCCUUAUUUGAAGUCUGUCCGUCCCGUAAAUGCGAACGCAAACUGUGCGGCAAUGAGAUCCCAUUAGCCAUACAGUCCCAGUGGCCGAACCCCGAUAUAUAUGUGUUUCAAUUGAGAAGGAACACCACUUCAGAAGAGUAUCAAAUCAGGAAACGCGAGUUGCCGUGGAGUAAGACGUGCGACCGCUCCGGGAAUGUCAUGUUUCACCUGAACCGCAAGGAUGAGGUGAACUCCGCGUCCAUUCACUCGCCCACAUUGAAGCCAUCGUUCAAUAAUUAUGAAAAUUAUUUCUACAUUUAAUUCAUCAAUGUAUGAUUACAAGUGAAAUGUGUUUCUGUAAUUCAAUGAAAGACUAGUCGCGUAUCCAAAUUCACACUUCAGUACAACAAACAAACAAUCGUUUCGGACAUUAACUCAGAUUCAUAUAAAAUUUUUAUUAUAAAUAUUAAUAUAACGUUCAUGUAUUAAAUUUCAAACGCGGUCUACAAUUACCGGUAUAUUAUGUUUCUCGCCAGACAUUCAUAUAUCUGUUAGUGUACUGCUAUUUACAAUCAACUUUCCGUAUCUACUGAUAGUUUUCCCAAAAACCAAACAAUAUUUCGCUGAAGUAUUUUGAAUUUCCGUUUUGUUUCAUAAGUUUCAAUUAAAUCUCUUUUAUUUUCGCAAAACUUUUUAUCAAUAAAUGGUGUUAAAUGUCGUCUGCAUUCAUACGAAUAUACUGUUAACCGCUUUCGAGAC